UUUCAGUUCGUGUCACUUUUUUACAUAAAAUUUUUAUUUGUGCAAUAUGUGAAUUAAAAAGAGAUAGAAAGCGAUUUUUGUUGCAAAAGCUAGAAGCAGAACGAAGCUGCCAGGUACAAUAUAAUCCAAUAACAAAAGUGCAGUAGUUAUUCCGAUUUUAUAGUUAAAAGUGAGUUGACACAUAAAUAAAUUUAGACGGCGAGUUCAGUGUUCUAAACACCGAAUCUCAACGAGCCAACCGUCUCUAAAUUAAUUUAGUGAACUCAAAAUAUUGGCUUCAAUUCGCAAUAAAAUAAAUCGUGAAGCAGAACAUUUAUGAAAAAUAGCCUUGGAUUGUGCUACCGAGUCUAACUGCCCACACAAGAACCCACUUUAUUUUGUCACGAAAUGGCAUGUUUAAACACUUUAAAGUUAGAAAUAAAAACUCUGGAAAAAAUAUUUACUAAAAGUCAUGAGCGCUUCCAAAUUCUUAACUCGAGUGUGGACGAACUGACCUGUCGGUUUAUUGGGAGAAAUGGAAAACGAUAUGACAUUCACGCAAAUAUAACGGAAACGUAUCCAUCUUCACCGCCUGUCUGGUUUGCUGAAAGUGAAGAAACUAGCGUAACAAACGCCGUACAAAUUCUUAGCAAUACAAAUGGACGUGAUAAUCAUGUAAUAAAUCAGGUUGGCAUUUUAUUACGUGAACUAUGCCGCCUGCACAAUGUUCCACUGCCACCAGAUAUGGACAACCUUACA
This is a messenger RNA of Teleopsis dalmanni, 738 nucleotides long. Its product is annotated as ubiquitin-conjugating enzyme E2 25-like. The record is from RefSeq and is a predicted model, not a curated record. The annotation marks the transcript as partial. The transcript has 4 exons. Lineage: Eukaryota; Metazoa; Arthropoda; Insecta; Diptera; Diopsidae.